CAUCCUUGGCAGUUGCCAUUCCCGUCGACACGCGUUGCCCUCUUGACACUUGCCCGUUUUCCGCGCUGUAUUUGAUUUGUCGCUUUGCACUGCAGGCAAAGAGACAUCAGCAUGCCCACCCCAGCCGUCCGCUCGAGAACGCCGAGUGGGCAACGAGCAGGGCCGCAGCAAACGGCAAAUGCAAGUCUAGCCUCGACUUCGAACCCCCGAGCAGCCCCUGGUCGUCGAAUGCGGGUGUUCUGCCUCCUGAUUAGACAGAGCGUACUCCGAACCAGCCAGCCCUCGAACCGCCAGACCCACGUCGUCCGUCGUCACCGACUCCAAUUCUUGCUGCCCUAAGACCCAAGAGAACGGAGAAGUAGCCGUCUAGACCUUGAUACUUCGAUUCCCUCCUCCGGUCCUUCAAUUCACAAUGCUGCCCGCCAGCUUACGGCGGCUCCUCGUUGGCCUCUGCUUUGUCACAUGCGUCGGCGCAGAUGCCGGAGAUGAUUUCUCCAACAACUUGUUCUCCGACCUCGCCCCGUACGCGCUGCAGUCUGUCCAUUGCAAUCUGUGCGGAGAUAUGCUGACCUUGAGCCGCGCGGCAUCUAGCCUACUGGCCCUGUUUGGAGAGAGGGUCACCACGCAGUUCAUGAGCCAGUCUAUGGGUUGGGCCGACAACAUUGUCCUGGCCAUGGCCCCACUGGGCGUAAUCACCGCUAUCGUCGGUGCCAUCCGAGUCGGCGGCCCGUCGUGGCUCAAGGCCAUCAUCGGAAGGGCAAGGGAGAGCCGUGCCGUCGUUGAGGCCGAGCUGAUGUCCUCUACCUCGAAUGAAGUGUGUGAGCUCUGGAACGGCCAGCAAAUCGUCAGGGUAAUGGGAGAAGGGCCGAUUCGGGAAUUCAUCAUCCUGAUGCCCAAGGAGGGUGAGAACGGGAACCAAACGAGGACGGCAAUGACUCCAGAGGAGAUGCCGAUAAAGAAACUAAACGAUGCCGUUCUCUCCAAGCCAGGAAUUGCCACGGAUCCCAAUAGCUUCGACAAAUGGUACUAUUUGACAAAAUACAGUGAGUACCCUGACCUACAUUUACUCCCUCUCUCUUACUUUAUCGCCAGAGCCCGUAAUUCUAGAACGCAUAUUCGGCAGCUACUACCAGAAAAGUCAAGGUUCUUCCCAAACUAAGAAACGUCCCACUGGAGUGAGAGUCCGGGAAGUUCAUCAAUUGAC
Molecule: messenger RNA, 1204 nt
Organism: Canariomyces notabilis
Lineage: Eukaryota; Fungi; Ascomycota; Sordariomycetes; Sordariales; Chaetomiaceae
Exons: 1
Coding region: 413-1159 (248 amino acids)
Source: RefSeq, a predicted model, not a curated record